AUGUCGGUCAACAGAACUCUUGCUUUUCUCGCCUUUAUUACUAUUGCCAUGUGGAUAAUGCCGGUGCAUGCUAUCCAAUGCCAUUUGUAUCACAAAAUCUGGGAAGACGGCCAUGUGUUGCGAAUCAAUCCCGACGUGUGUCAUUCAUCGUCGAAGUACUGUGUUCGAGCGACAUAUUCGGACCCGGAUCCAAGAAAGAAGAACGGAUUCUCGAUGGGAUGCGACAAAGUUGACUGUGCUGGUAUUGAAGGUGGAAAAAGUCACUGGUUUGAGAAGGAGAAAGGAAUGAUGUGCCGCAAGAGUCGAGAUUAUGGGAAGCACGGGUUGGCAAUCAAGGUCUUUGUUAUUUAA
Molecule: messenger RNA, 351 nt
Organism: Caenorhabditis bovis
Lineage: Eukaryota; Metazoa; Nematoda; Chromadorea; Rhabditida; Rhabditidae
Source: the annotation of a GenBank genome assembly